Messenger RNA from Talaromyces stipitatus ATCC 10500, 1788 nucleotides. RefSeq lists its product as uncharacterized. The transcript is spliced from 5 exons. The record is from RefSeq and is a predicted model, not a curated record. Gene Ontology annotation, molecular function: DNA-binding transcription factor activity, RNA polymerase II-specific; zinc ion binding; DNA binding. The coding region runs from base 1 to 1788 and encodes 595 amino acids. Gene Ontology annotation, cellular component: nucleus. Gene Ontology annotation, biological process: DNA-templated transcription; regulation of DNA-templated transcription. Lineage: Eukaryota; Fungi; Ascomycota; Eurotiomycetes; Eurotiales; Trichocomaceae.
AUGUCUCAAUCAGCUGAGAGUCGGGAAACUACCCCCUCUCUGCGACCCCGCCAGAAACCUGGCGCCGCAUGUGAAGAGUGCCGACGACGGAAGUUGCGCUGUGAUCGUCGUCAACCACAAUGCGGACUAUGCGAAGCAUCCGGGGUCGAGUGCCAGGUCAUUACUGCAAGAUCUUCGCGUGGCCCUAAGCGCGGGUAUCUCAAGGUCUUACAGGCUCGCAUCGCUGCCCUUGAAGGAGUGUUGCUGCAACAGCAGGGUAUCAACAAUGUCAGUGAGCCGAGUGAUGAACACUCACUGGAUGUUCCCUUGCUGGACGAUCAAAUCGAUCUGUCCGGAUGGCAGUUGCCGAUGAUAGACGACGAGACUCCUUUACAUGACCUAUAUGAUUCAUCCAAGACGAGUAACAGCUCUUCAAGGACGGUCAUCACCGAUUCAGGGUCUGGACCGAAUCCGAUCCCCUCUCAAGAAAGAAACUCGAAUAUUUCAAUCGACCUGACAAUGCCUGAGCUUGCACCACGUACUAAAAUCGUGGAAAAUGUGGAUGACAUAAGUGAACCAAAGAUAUCCGAUCUGAUGCAAGCAGACCUUGAUCAAUUGUAUUUCGACCGGAUCCAUCAUUCCAUUCCCAUACAACAUCCGAGUCGCUACUUCUCCUGGCGCCGACAGCCGGUCAAAACAGAGGCUCAGUCGUGCUUGCAAUAUGCAAUCUGGACUCUUGGUGCUUCGGUAUCAGCGUUGUACGAGAAUAUUGGAGAUUCAUUAUAUCAAUACGCUCGGCGCGGACUAGAGGCACUGGACUCAGUGGACACGAGUUUGGCAUCCACAGAUCUCGAACAAGUUCAAGCGUGGCUCCUACUAGCCAUCCAUGAGUUUAUGACUGUCGACAUCCGACGCGGUUGGAUCAGUGCUGGACGAGCGUUUCGAUUGAUUCAACUCAACUGGUUACAUGGCACAGAUGGCUCGGAUCUGCUUCGAGGCCAGACAGACUGGAUUGAGUCAGAGCAAAAACGACGAACCUUCUGGAUGGCGUACUGCCUAGAUCAUUUCAUGAGUAUGCGAACGGGGUCACCGCCGACGUUCAGCGAGACAGUAGCCAUUCGCCUCCCCUGUCCUGAAGCCAAUUUUCAAAACGACCAGCCUAUCCUGAUGGGAUUUCUUUCCGACGCCCUCGCCCCCGACACUAUCAUCACGUCCACUUUUACAGAGUGCAUUAUUGUUGCAACAAUCAGCGGUCAAGCACUCUCACACCGAAAUCAGUGUCUUGUUGGUGACUUUUAUUUUAGUACCACCGAGGAUUUUUGGAAUCGCCAUCAGUGGAUCGACGGGAUUUUGACGCAACGUAUGGAAGCCUUCUCAGCCAAGUAUACCACCGACAUGCAACAAGCCGAUCCAAUGCUGCUUUUUAUUGGCCUCAUGUGGCAGACGAUCAUCUUACAUCUCUACCAAACAAUGACUUGCGCGGUGCCAUCAAACGAUGGGAAAAGAGACCUCAUCGCGGAAUACAAGAAGCGAUCAACCGUAGCAGCGCAGGAGAUCGUGGACUUGACAAAUAAGCUAUCGCAAGUAAACUCUUUGAAGGUACAUCCUUUGACGCUCAUUCCUCUUUCGCUCUGUGUGGAGUUUUUAAUGCUAUAUCACAAGCCUGGAGAUGCCCUCACGAAGCAACUUCAGGAUAUCACCGCAGCCAUGCGUGGUUUGAAGAGAUUCAACAAUCUUGGUCAGGGCGUUUUUCAGCUUUUUGAAGAUCACGUCAUUGCUCGGCCUGUUCAAGCUUCAACUGUUCAUUAG